UUCAUAAUCAGAUAUGAAUAUAACAUGCAUGGAGAGGAAGAACAUGGACCUAAUCACUAGGAAUGCUUGUAGCUCAAAUCUAAGGCCUGUUAAGGUCUUCCUUUUAGGAAAGGAGCAUGCGCAUCAUAUCAUGUGAUAUGAUGCCAUCCUUCCCAGAAGGGGGAAGGAGGCUUUCGUUACCGAUAUGAUCUUAAAGCAUCAUAAAAUAAAAGAAGGGGUCAUCAACAGUAAGAAAUAUCACAAAAUCUUGCUUGAUAAAGAUAAUAAUUUUGUGCGGUCUGAAAGACCGCACAAAUAAGGAACUUGAAAUCCCUAAAGGGUUUGAAAAACCAGAAAAUAGCUUUUUCGAAAAUAGUUUUCAAGAUAAAGUGGAUAAGAUGAAUACAACCAGGAAAAUAAGCAUGUUAUCUAAGAUGUUUGAGCAUCCAGAUUUAGAGGAACCAGGGGAGAGUGAGCAUUCAGAUAUAAUGAAGGAGAAGCUACAUGACUUCUACAUUCACCCAUUGGUGUACCCAUCGCUUGAUUCCUUACUUGAGGACCUAAGCCUUAAGACAUUCGAAAAAUUUGAUGCAUGAAUGGUGUUUAAUCAUAAAUACGAGUUGAUUAGGAAUGUAGAUCAAGCAAGGAAGCAUAUCUUCAUCGUAGACAAGCAGUUCCUCUCACAUGUUACUUCCAAAUACUGUAAGGACUCCACCUCAGAUGAGGUGGAAGAAGUUGCCAAGCAAGCUGAGAAAAUCUAUGAUUUAGUCAUGCGCAAACGCAAAAUGGUUAUUCCCUUUGCAGAAGAAUUUGAGUUCAACAGGCCAAAGAAAGUUGAAAUGAAGAAUUUACCCUAUGAAGAAGGCAUCUAUGACAUUAAUGAGGGAGAUAAGAGUGCUUACGAGAAGACACAGAAGAAGAUAUACAAGGCUGAUCCAUGACUUUACAGCAAGAUUUGGAAAUUCAAGCGAGGAGUAGCUCAUACCUCCUCAGAAGUAAGCCCAGGAGUCUCCCCUGGAAAAACAGAGUAUGGUAGGAUGGCCAGAGCUAGCAGCAGCCUUCCCCGAUUAGACGAUGAAACAGAGAAAGCUAUGAUCAGCUCAAAGCUUCUCUUUAAGGAUAAGAAUAACAAGAUGGUGAAUAAACUUCCAAAAACCUCUGCUAUGCAGAGUCCCGAAGGAUCAAAGCUUUCAAUUCUUAAUAAAAUCGAGUUUCUUGGGUCCUGUGAGAUCAACAAAGUUUCUGCCCAGAGCCAGAAUCUUUUUGUUACACCAACAGCGAAGUUAGCAAAGUUAAAGAACGGCUCAAUGGACUACCAAGCUAUGAAAAGCAACUACAACAAAUAUAUCGAUCCUAAAUCUGUGCGGAAUCAAAGUAUUGAAGCUAGAAUGGCUUUUAAAGACCACCGGCUGGGAGGACUCCGGAAGGAACCACAGACUACUUCAAAGGAUCAUCAUGCGAAAAAAUCCAGAAGAGUUGACACAAAGGACUCACAAGUGCUAAGUAGCUUGCAAAAGUCUUACAAGAUAGCUAAAGAAUUAAUGAAGAGACCCAAGAGGACACCGAAACGCUUACCUGCAGCUAACACUUUAAAGGAAAUAAAACUACCUGUCCAAGUGAGUCCAUCGGCGCAGGCUUCGCUUAAUGACUUGAAAAUCCGGACUCCCAACUAUGAGUCCUUGUUGAUGCUAAAAACAGGAGAUUUCCUACAGUCAUUCAUGAGGAAGGAAAAAUCUCUGAGAGCUAAUAAGACCAAUGUCUCUCUGAAGAAAUCAGGGAAAGGUCUCAUUCCUCUCGAGACAGUUAUACAAAGAAAUGAGAUAAAGAACUCAAUUGACAGAAAUUAUCUUGAUUAUGGCGUCAUGGGAGAUAGAGGUUUUAGAUCCCAGCAAGAGAAAGAUUGGAAGGAAAAGACGAUGAAAAAUUUGCAUAAGAAGAUGCAGAUAUCUUCAAAAUCACCAAAAACUCUUGUUCAUACCUCAGGAGGCCCUCCUGAUACUCAUCCAAAGCCUCUUCGAUGAAUGAAGGGUGUAAAGAUGAAAUAUAGGAAGCGUGUUAGUGACCAGAAGCGUCAAAAGGAUCUCAAGUUGGUUUACUCAAGUAGUCUCAAUAAAUUAUAAAUCAACCAAACCGA
This is a messenger RNA of Moneuplotes crassus, 2113 nucleotides long. The record is from the annotation of a GenBank genome assembly. Lineage: Eukaryota; Ciliophora; Spirotrichea; Euplotida; Euplotidae.